Molecule: messenger RNA, 2428 nt
Organism: Brassica rapa (field mustard)
Lineage: Eukaryota; Viridiplantae; Streptophyta; Magnoliopsida; Brassicales; Brassicaceae
Product: CBL-interacting serine/threonine-protein kinase 2
Biological process (GO): signal transduction; protein phosphorylation
Molecular function (GO): ATP binding; protein serine/threonine kinase activity
Source: RefSeq, a predicted model, not a curated record
AUGAUAGAAGAUACAAUAUUUUUUGUCAAAUCUUUAUUAUUUAAAAUCAUUAAUUGUCAUAUAUAUUUUAGGCACAUUAGAUAAUUUCAUAAUUUUUAUUUAAAGAAAUAAUAACGAACAUUGAUGAUAAAUUCAUGGUUAUUUAUUAUAUAUUUAGAUGGACCAAUAUAUUUUUUUAAAGAUUCUAAAAAUUAUUAUAGUGAUAACACGUGAAUAAAAAAAUUGUUACAAUGAUUUUUAUUUAAUACGUAAAUGGUAUAAAAGGGAUGUCGCAGACGUCUUUAAAUUUAAUUGCAUAACUUUAAACGGUACUUAAAAAAGAACUCCUUAAAAAUUGUGUUUACGUUUCGUGAUUUGACAGAUCUAGCUAUUAAUUGGGAGGCUUUUAUCCUUAAUUACACAAGUAGCAUUUAAAUAGGAUUAGAAGUUAAAAAAAAAACAGAUCCAUGAGAAGAGUCAACUAUCAAAGGCGCAUGAUAGCGGAUUAGGUGGACGAGCCCACAAGUAACACAUGCUCCUCUGUGUCUAUCCUCACUUCCACGCAUAAACACCACUUUUAAAAAAAAAAUCUGCCUUAGAUUUUCUCUCUCUUUAUUUCCAAUAAAAAUAAAAGAAAAAAGCAAAAAAUAUAUAAAUUAAAAAAAAAAAAAAUCAAAGACAGAGAGGAGCAGCAGAGCUGAAUGCGCUCUACUCAUAGCAAAAGAUCCAUACCUCAUAGAUCGUAUCGUCUUCCUUACAGUUUUAGGAAAUGGAGAACAAACCGAGUGUCUUAACCGACAGAUACGAGGUAGGUAGACUACUAGGUCAGGGCACGUUCGCCAAAGUCUACUACGGUCGAAGCGUCCACACCAACGAGAGCGUGGCCAUCAAAAUGAUCGACAAAGAGAAAGUCCUCCGCGUGGGGCUCAGCGACCAGAUCAAGCGCGAGAUCUCCGUCAUGCGUAUCGCCAAGCACCCCAACGUGGUCUCCCUCCACGAGGUCAUGGCCACCAAGUCCCGCAUCUACUUCGUGAUCGAGUACUGCAAGGGCGGCGAGCUUUUCAACAAAGUCAAAAAGGGAAAACUCAGGGAAGACGUCGCCUGGAAGUACUUCCACCAGCUCAUCAACGCGGUGGAUUUUUGCCAUAGUCGCGGUGUUUACCACCGCGACAUCAAGCCGGAGAAUCUCCUGCUUGAUGACAAUGAGAAUCUCAAGGUUUCGGAUUUCGGUCUGAGCGCGCUUGCGGAUUGCAAGCGCGCAGACGGACUUUUGCAUACCACUUGCGGGACCCCUGCUUACGUGGCGCCUGAGGUGAUUAACAGGAAAGGGUACGAUGGGACGAAGGCGGAUAUUUGGUCUUGUGGGGUUGUUUUGUUCGUGCUGUUGGCUGGGUACCUCCCCUUUCACGACUCUAAUCUCAUGGAGAUGUAUAGGAAGAUAGGUAAAGCGGAUUUCAAGUGUCCGAACUGGUUCGCCCCCGAGGCGAAGAGGCUGCUGUGCAAGAUGCUGGAUCCUAACCACGAGAGUAGGAUCAGCAUCGCGAGGAUCAGGGAGAGUUCUUGGUUUAGGAAAGGGCUGCAUUUGAAGCAGAAGAAGAUGGAUAAACAACUCCGGGAAACAACUGUUAUUCCCACAGUGGAAGUUGGAGAGAGUUCAGGCUCGAGCAGCGAGAACGGAGAUAGCCUCCACGAGGAGGCGCCGGCUCAGCUCGCGUACCUGAACGCUUUCGAUAUCAUCAGCUUGUCUGCGGGGUUUGAUCUGGGAGGGCUUUUCGGGGAUGCGAAUGACAAGAGGGAGUCUAGAUUCGCGUCGAGGAAGCCUGCUGCGGAGAUCAUUUCUAAGCUGGAGGAGGUGGCCAGAGGUUUGAAUCUGAAGAUAAGGAAGCAGGACGCAGGGCUGUUCAAGCUCGAAGGGUCAAAGGAAGGAAGAAAGGGAGCUUUGUCGAUGGACGCGGAGAUAUUCCAGGUGACGCAGACGUUUCACCUGGUUGAAGUGAAGAAAUGUGAUGGCGACACGGUGGAGUAUCAGAGGCUGGUGGAGGAGGAUCUUAGGCCUGCGCUGGGAGAUGUAGUCUGGGUUUGGCAAGGCGAUAAGGAGAAGGAAGAGCAGCUGAAGCUUGGUUUGCAAGAUGAACAGGGAGUAGAACAGCAUAGUGAACCAUUGUAGCAGGAAAACAUGAAGAAAAGAAGAGACUCUAUAAACAUAAGGUGACAAACAAAGCAAGAGGUAAAAAAGGGGAACAGUUAUAACUUGAUUCUUUACAAUAGCCUGCAAAAAUUUGCAGAUAGUUCGUUUGUUGUAACAAACUACCUUGUGUUUACUUGAGCAUCUUUUACAAUUUUCUUAAGGUUUUGUCCGCACAACAGCAAGAAUCAGAGGAUGUGUUUGUGUGUGGGCUGUGUAAGCAAAUCCUUGUUAAGUGUACAAAACAAGCAAAUUUUAUAUAGA